Molecule: messenger RNA, 1205 nt
Organism: Cuscuta epithymum
Lineage: Eukaryota; Viridiplantae; Streptophyta; Magnoliopsida; Solanales; Convolvulaceae
Source: the annotation of a GenBank genome assembly
GCCCCAUCUGUUUUUAAAGAAUAAUCAAAAGGCCAAGCCUUCAUCACCUACAUAUUGUACAAGCGGCCCAAGGCCCCCCCUUUUCUCCUACAAAUGAGUGGCCAAGCCCUCAUCGCUUCACCAAAAGAGGCCCAAGGCCUCUCCCUCUCAGGAGGGGGAACAACAAUUUAGGUACCAAGUACCAAGUGUAUGGGUCACCCCCAUCACUCUUUGAAGACACCAAGUGUUUUCUCAUUAAGCCGUACCCCACGAGGACGCAACCAUGCAUACAUUACGCAUACCUUUACAUACUCUCAUAAAAAAAAAAAAAAAAAAAAAAAAAAAAAAAAAAAAAAAACCGGGGGGUGCAAUACCCCUCGGCUCCGGCUGGUACCAAGUACCCCCGGCUAUUUGUGUCCCACACACGAAUAAAACCCUUCCCAGGAACGCUUUCCGCGCCAUCCCCCAAGGGGAGGCAGGCAACGGACCAUGUCCCGGGCCCAGGAUUCGACUUCCACAAACGAAACGCUCCCCGCGCUAUCCCCCAAGGGGAAGCAGGCAACAGACCAUGUCUCGGGCUGAGGGGACGACUUUCAAAACCGAGGCGCUUUCCGUGCUAUCUCCCAAGGGGAAGCAGGCAACAGACGAUGUCUCGGGCCGAGGAAACGACCCUCAAACCCUUCGGGAUAUCGGAAGGUCAUUCCCGAAGGGGGAGCCAACGGUUUAUUCCGUUGCCUCCCAUAUAGGCCAAGCCUUUCCUAGAAACCAAGUUUCUAGAUGCCUCUCCUACACCAUCCUAAAAAAAAAAAAAAAAAAAAAAAAAAAAAAAAAAAAAAAAAAAAAAAAAAAAAAGAGAUGUGUAGGGGGGAAGGAACUCCCCGGAUACUAUUCUCCCCGGAGGCUCAACACUUCGGAGAUACAUUACCGAAAGCUGCUACAAAUGCACAAGAAAAUCUCUCAACAUCGAGUCAUCUGGCUACAUAGCCGAAAGCUUCACUACAUAAAGCCUUGGAGUACAACGGUUUCCCCGGAAGCCCAAGAAGAGAGCUCACUAAGCAAAACUUCACCUAAAUUUGGCUAAGGCCGAAUUUAGGUUGGAUCAAAGUCAACUAUGUGACAUGCCGAAGGCUCCACAAGGUUCUAAGGCAAGCUAAAUCUAUACCUACACAAACCGGAGGGUUCAUACCGACGAAGGCGGAAUACUACCAAACUCACUCAAUGAUGAC